AUGAGUGAAACUCCUUCCACUAACUUUUCAAUGAUUCAUGCUGCUUCAUCUGAAGGCCAAGUUUCCUAUGCUCGUCAUUGCAAUGUCAUUCAACCAGUUGUGGCCAAAAGAAUUAGUUUCUAUAAGAGUGGAGACCCUCAGUUUAGUGGGAUCCAGAUGGUUGUCAACCCUCGCUCUUUCAAGACUUUUGAUGCUUUGCUUGACAACUUGUCAAAGAAGGUCCCGUUGCCCUUUGGAGUCAGGAACAUCAGCACCCCACGGGGUAUCCAUAGCAUCACCAAGCUGGAGGACCUUGAGGAUGGCAGGUCAUACAUCUGUUCCCACAGGAAAAAAAUAAAACCCAUUGACCUGGAGAAAGCUCGCCAGAAGCCCCUGCCCUGGCAGAGCAGUAGGCCUGUCAGUGCCCGUCGCCGAGCUGCGCAGAUGGCCAGGGCAAAAGAUUUUGGCCUGGGUUAUCGAGAGCUUCCUGCAGUGGUUCAGACGCCCAGAAAGCUCUUAGUUUUCAAAAAUGGUGAUCCCCGGACCAGGCAGCCGAUAAUUCUGAGCAGGAAGAUCACCCAGAACUUUGAGGCCUUUCUGGACCACCUGACUGAGCUCAUGCAAUACCCAGUUGUGAAGCUGUAUACCACAGAUGGAAGAAAGGUGCCCAGCCUACAGGCAGUUAUACUGAGCUCCGGCGCUGUGGUGGCUGCAGGAAGAGAACCAUUUAAGCCAGGAAAUUAUGACCUUCAGAAGUACCUGCUUUCUGAUCAUUUACCAAGGACCUCUAGACACAUUUACCCCAAAGGACAAGCUAAACCACAAGGCAGAAAAAAUGGUAAUUGGAAGGUUUCAAUAACUACCAGUGAAUUGCCGUGUGCAGGAACCAGCUCACAGAUCUAUAUUGUAUUAUAUGGACACCACAGAAGCUCAGCCCCUAUCUAUCUUUAUGGAAUAGGUGGGAAUGUAUUUCAAGAAGGCCGAGAAGAUAUCUUCACUCUGAAGACCGGAAAUAUUGGACAGCUCCAUAAGAUACGCAUCGGCCACAGUAAUUCUGGUCUUUCUCCUGCCUGGCAUUGUAAAGAGAUAAAAUUGCAGAAUCUUUUCUCAGGGGAAAAAUUUCAUAUCCCUGUUUGCCGCUGGUUGGCUCAAGAUCGAGAGGAUGGAGAAAUCUGUCGGGAAUUGCCUGUUUUUCAAAAAGGCCAGCCAAUCCUUCCAGUGACAGUGUAUGAGGUCCGUGUGACAACAGGAGAACGGUGGAAUGCUGGGACAGAAUCCAGAGUCUACAUUUCUAUCUAUGGAGAGAAAGGAGAUACAGGUUCCAGGCAACUGUUUAGAUCAAAGAACCCCAAGAAAUUUUUAAAAGGACAAACUGACAUUUUCUCCCUUGAAGCUGUGCAUCUUGGGUAUUUGUACAAGAUUGUUAUAGCACACGAUGGACUUGGCUCAGGAACUGGUUGGUUUCUUGAUGACAUAGUGAUCAAAGACCCUACCACAGAUCUUGAAUAUGCCUUCUUGUGUCACAGAUGGCUGGAUCAUGGAGAGGAUGAUGGGGAAAUUAUUAGAGAACUAUAUCCUAGUGAUAAUAGCACCUUCUUUGGGAGGCAGAAGUUAGAACUUCAAAGAAAAGAAGCUUGGGCUGCUGAAAGUUGGAAAUUGAGGAAAGGAAAUACUCUUCAGUUCUACAACCGGCUUAGUGGAGGCUUUGUCCGUCUCCACCCAGAUGGCACCAUUGAUGCUCUUGGAGAAAAGACAGAUAAAAAUGGUCUUUUUGAUGUUGUUAUCAAAAGAGGAAAUAUAUGCAUUUUCCAAAGUCAUCAAACAAGAAAUCUUUCUCUUGGCCUUGAUAAUAUCUCUGGAAUGGCAACUGGAAAGGCUAAUAGUGGAGUUUCCAGUGAGCUUCGAGUACUUUAUUUGCCCAAUCGCUGUGCUAUUCUGGAAUCAGUCAUGGUCCCUGGACAUAUAGUUGCUUUCAAUUGUCAAGGCAAAGUGGCUGAUGAAUCAACAGAUAGCUAUGCAGGGCUCUCAAAAGAAUUUGUGAUAUAUGCUAAGGGUGUGUUCCACAACAGUGCAGUGGUUCUACUUACCACAAGCUUAUGCCAGGCACUGACCCUCCGGUCUGAUGGAAGCUGCAGUGGUGCAGGGAAUCAGUCUGAAGAAUCUCACUGGAAAGUACAUAAAAUCAGCUCUGGAGUUUGCAUGUUUGAAAGUGUGAAAAAUUCAAGAAUGUUUCUCAGAAUCAAGAAUGGCCACUGUGAUGGAAGAGGCACAGGAGAUGUUGAUUGUCACUUUAAAAUUCAGAAGAACUUGGAAAAUGGAUCCAUAAGUCUGGAAUCAGUGAAAAGCACAGGCCUGUUUGUUGGACUUUUGCCGGAUGGUCAGACAAAACCAGUUCUUUAUAUUAAAGACACAAGUGUUUUCUUCUAUCCACAAGUUAUCCAAUUUGGCAGGGGAAAACCGAUGGGAACAUCUGCAACAGCUAGCCAACAGGAAGAAAAGGCCAGAGAGUUGGGGAACCAAGUAGAGGCAGCAUCCCAGUGCAUGGCCCACAGCCCAUUCCACACUCCAGCCUCAACAGAAAUCCGUAAUACUUCCACCACUGACAGGAUUCUUCUCUCAGAUGAUGAAUGGCAGGUGCUGGUGCUGACAGGAAACACAGGGACUCAAGCCAAUGUUACCCUCUGGGUAUAUGGAGACAAGGGAGUUACUGGACCACUACUUCUUGGCAAGGAUAAUAAAGAGCAGCUGUUCCUUCCAAGAAAGGAGGAUGAAUUUCAGAUUCAAGUAAAGAACAUUGGCAAAAUAUUCAAGAUCAGAAUAGGACAUGAUGGAACUAGUCAACAGCCUGAAUGGAGUUUACAAAUGGUGACAAUGCAGCAUUUAAAGAGUGGGAAGACCCUAAACUUUGUGGCAAACAAAUGCUUAUCUAGAAUCCAAGGAGAUGGAGACAUUGUCUGUGAGCUACCUGUAGAAGAAGAUGGAAAAGCAAUUUUUCCAAUAGUAAGAUAUGAUGUUAAUGUCUACACGGGCCAGUUGAAAGAAGCAGAAACCACAUCUGCAAUUUACCUUUGUCUAUACGGAGAAAGAGGUGACUCUGGUAUAAGGCUUCUCCACAAAUCAGAUAUGCCAAUAAAAUUCCAACGAGGUCAGAUUGAUAAGUUUCAAGUGGAAGCUGUAUCUCUGGGGAAACUGCAGAAGGUGCUAUUGCUCUGUAAGGCCACUGACCUAUCUCAGUACUGGUACUGUGAGAAAGUCAUAGUCAGAGAACCAAUGAAGGAAUUAGAGUCCAUAUUCAACUGUGAAAGGUGGCUUCCUUUUAUGUCCCAGGGUAUAAUUCACUCAGAAAUAGAACUUUAUCCUCAAGAAAUGCAAAUAAACCAUCAGCCUAAAAUGCAAGAGGAAGCAAACGAUGGUGACUGGAAGAUCACUGUUGUCACAGGGGAUUAUGAGAAGGCUGGCACAACUGCUACAGUGUCCCUUUAUGCAUAUGGAGAAAAGAGGUCUUCAGGUCCCAUCAUUUUGGGAUCUGGGAAACACCAGUUGUUUAAUCCCAACAGUGCAGACAUAUUUAAGAUUAAUCUUAGAGAUGUUGGCGAAUUGUAUAAAAUACGAAUUGAACAUGACAAUAGUGGAAAGGAUCCUGGUUGGUAUUUGGAAGAAAUUAAAAUGGAAGAAAUAGCCACUGGUGAGGUGUUUUCCCUCAUAGUUGAUUGUUGGAUAACUGAGAAUGAAGAUGAUGGAGAUUCCUGUAAAGAAAUAGCUAUUAACAGACCUAACAAGAAGUCCUUGCCAUUGGUGGUUUAUGAGAUUCAUGUCUACACUGGAUCAAAACUCGGAGCUGAAACAGAUUCUAAUGUGUUAAUCAACCUUUUUGGAACCAGGGGAGAUUCUGGGAAACGAAGGCUUCAUCAGUCCAAAAACAAUCAGGUCAAGUUCCGACAAGGACAGGUGGACGUCUUUUUCAUUAGGGCUGUGUCUCUUGGAGAACUGAAGAAAGUUUUAAUUAGUCAUGAUGGAACUGGCCCAGGUGGACAGUGGAUUAUACAAGUAAAAACAGCUGAAGAUUCUCCAAAAGCUGGAGAAUGUAAGAGGACUCUGGUGAUAUAUGGUUCAAAGGGGAAAAGCAAGGACCUUAUCCUUUCACCAAGAAAUCCAGGACAAGUGUGUUUUCUUCCUGGAACUACAGAUGAAUUCCUUAUUGAAGUUGGAGAUGUUGGAGAUGUGUACAAGAUUCGGGUCAGCUGUGAUGAUUUGCCAGGCUUUGAGGGUUGGCAUUUGAAGUCUUUUCAUAUAGAGGAGUCACAGACCAAACAAGAAAUGAACUUUGACUGUAGCUGCUGGUUCUCCCGAGAAAAUGGGGAAUUGGUGAAAGAAUUCCCUGCAGAGACUAAGGACCAAAACCCUUUACCAGUUGUUAACUAUAUUGUUUCUGUGUACACUGGAGACCAAUGGGGAGCUGAAACUUUUGCCAAUGUUUAUAUCACUCUCUAUGGAAAAAGAGGGGACUCAGGAGCUAGGAAGUUAUAUCAAUCUUUGAAAAAAGGAGAAUUAUUUCAAAGAAACAAGCUGGAUUUAUUCAUAGUGGAAGCUGUUUCCCUCAGUCACUUGGAGAAAGUGCUUCUUGCACAUGAUGGAGAAGGUUAUGGAGCUGGACUUUAUUUAAAGAUGAUAACUAUUCAGGAAUCCAAAAACCCUAACAUUGAAUGGGUAUUCCCAUGUUGGAAUUGGCUUGAUUCCCAUUUGGGAGCCUAUGUAACUGUUUCAGAACUGAAGACUAUAGGGAAAAGACUGAUUUGUAGCCCUGAGCAACCUUUAAUCAAUGGGCAUGGUUCAUGGAUAGUGGAUAUCAUUGGAUCCGGGUUGAGUACCAAAGAAGAAAUGAUGGAACUUUCCCUAGUCUUUUACGGACAUCUGAACCACAAAAAGCUAACACUUCACAUGACAGAAAAUGGAGCACAAAUCAAAGAUGAACUUGAGGGCAUUGGAUCACUCUAUAAGCUUCAGGUGUCAGGAAGAUCUAUCCAGCUGAAUAGGUCUUGGCAUUUAGAUACAGUAAACCUGAGGCAUAUGGGCAGUACUUUGGAAAUGUGGUUGAUUUUUGACUACUGGUUUAGGUCAAAUGAAGAGGACUGUGUGGAACUUCCUAUUCUGAUUUCAGGCCAAGACCCUCUACCAGUGACCCGACUGAAAAUCCCCAAACUAUUCAUGUACUUCCUGUGGAUUAUUAAAAUGACAUCAUACCAUUAA
Molecule: messenger RNA, 5226 nt
Organism: Antechinus flavipes (yellow-footed antechinus)
Lineage: Eukaryota; Metazoa; Chordata; Mammalia; Dasyuromorphia; Dasyuridae
Product: lipoxygenase homology domain-containing protein 1-like
Exons: 35
Coding region: 1-5226 (1741 amino acids)
Biological process (GO): intracellular signal transduction
Molecular function (GO): protein binding
Source: RefSeq, a predicted model, not a curated record